Porites evermanni is the source of this 934-nucleotide messenger RNA. NCBI's taxonomy places the organism in Eukaryota, Metazoa, Cnidaria, Anthozoa, Scleractinia, Poritidae. The record is from the annotation of a GenBank genome assembly.
AUGAAAGUCCUCUUUGAAAGUUUUGGUGGUGCUGGGAGAGUACUGAAUUUCUACAAAGGUAGUUCUGUUGGCCCUGACACUGUGGCUGGUGUAGAUGUGGCAGAUGCUUUUCAUCAGGUUAUCGAUGUCCUGGAUGCCCUUUGUAUUUAAGUCCUGGCGGGCUGGGUCCUCUGUCCCUGUGCUUAUUAAACGCCAGGUCAGUAAGAAUAAGUCAGCGGUGCUUAUGGACUACCUAUGCGAUUGCAAAGCUGACCUUUAUGAAAUAGAGGAAACUUGGCGUACGGAGGAUGAUGCUGCUGUAAGAGCGGAGUUGAACCUGGAUAGGUAUAAUUUCUUAGACCACCCAUGGGAGGGUCGGUGUGGUGGCGGAACGCGUCUCAUCUUCCGUGACUCCUUGCGUGUUAAGAAAGUUGAAAUGGGUGAGAAGAGCUCCUUUGAAAUCUCUGAGUGGACUGUGACUACAGUCAGUAACUGUAUUCGCUUGUUUAUAAUCUGUCGACCACCAUACUCUGAUAAACGCAAGGUCCCAACAACUGUCUUCUUUAGGGAAUUUUCAGAUUAUCUCGAACCAGUUCUUUGGUCUAAAGAGCAAAUUUUAUUCGCUGGAGACUUAAACAUCCACAUCGAUAAUCCGCGUGACUCUGAUGCCAUAAAAUUUGCAGAUCUGCUUAAAUCAUUCGGGGUUCAACAGCACAUGAAGGGUAGCACCCACAAGGAGGGCCAAACCCUCGACCUUAUCUUCACCCAUUGCUCUGAGAUCGUUCUAGAAGCUCCACCUAAAGUUGACCGGUUUAUUUCAGAUCAUGCGUCAGUCUGCUGCAGGUUGAUUCCAGAGAAACCUCUAGCAGUGGAAAAGCUGGUUACUCACAGGAAAUAUCAAUCAAGAGACAUGGAGUCGUUUAAGAAUGACUUGGUGACAUCUUCUUUAUGUCAA